Molecule: messenger RNA, 2583 nt
Organism: Sorex fumeus (smoky shrew)
Lineage: Eukaryota; Metazoa; Chordata; Mammalia; Eulipotyphla; Soricidae
Gene: QPCTL
Product: glutaminyl-peptide cyclotransferase like
Exons: 7
Coding region: 97-1248 (383 amino acids)
Molecular function (GO): glutaminyl-peptide cyclotransferase activity; zinc ion binding
Source: RefSeq, a predicted model, not a curated record
CCGCUCUCGCCGCUCAUUGGCCGACCGGCCCCAUGGGCUGGCAUUUGGCUGGGCCUGAACUCGGUGGGCGACCGGCUGUUUUAGGGCGCAGCUGCCAUGCGUUCCGGGGGCCGCGGCCGGUCCCGGCUUCGGCUCGCGGAACGCGGCCUCUUGCAGCCCCCCUCGCCGGCCAAGCGCCGCCUGCUCCCGCGGGCGCAGCUGUUGCCGCUGCUGCUGCUGGCGCUGGCCGUGGCCUCGGCCUUGUACAUCAUCUGGAGCACUUGGCACAGCCGGACGGAGGACAUGCCGCGGGGUCCGGCUCAGCGGACCGCGCUGGUCACCAGCCUCGGCGAGGACCGGCUGCGGAGGGUCGUGGGCCAGCUGGACCCAGAGCGGCUCUGGAACGCUUACCUGCGCCCCCUGCUGGUCGUGCGGACGCCGGGCAGCCAGGGCAAUCUCCAAGUCCGGAAGUUCCUGGAGUCCUCCCUGCGGUCCUUGGCAGCAGGCUGGCAUGUGGAGUUGGACCCCUUCACAGCUUUGACACCCCUGGGGCCACUGGACUUUGGCAACGUGGUAGCCACGCUGGAUCCUGGGGCCGCACGACACCUCACCCUGGCCUGUCACUAUGACUCCAAGCUCAUGCCGUCCGAGUCGGCUCCCUUUGUGGGUGCCACGGACUCAGCUGUGCCUUGUGCCCUGCUGCUGGAGCUGGUGCAUGCCCUGGACCAGGAGCUGAGUCUCACCAAGGAGCAGGCCGCCCCUGUGACGCUGCAGCUGCUCUUCCUGGAUGGAGAAGAGGCGCUGAAGGAGUGGGGACCCUUGGACUCCCUUUACGGCUCCCGGCACCUGGCUCAGCUCAUGGAGGCUGCACCCCACAGUCCCGGCCCCACCAGGAUCCAUGCCAUCGAGCUCUUCGUGCUCCUGGAUCUCCUGGGUGCAGCCUAUCCCACCUUCUACAGUCACUUCCCGCGCACGGCCCGCUGGUUCCACCGCCUGAGGAGCAUUGAGAAGCGCCUGCACCGUUUGAAACUGCUGCAGUCCCAUCCGCAGGAAGUACUAUACUUCCAGCCCGGGGAGCCUCCAGGUUCGGUGGAGGAUGACCACAUCCCUUUCCUCCGCCGAGGGGUCCCUGUGCUGCACCUCAUCUCCACACCCUUCCCGGCAGUCUGGCACACACCUGAGGACUCAGAGGCCAACCUCCACCCGCCCACAGUCCACAACCUGAGCCGCAUCCUUGCAGUGUUCUUGGCCGAAUACCUGGGCCUCUAGCCCCUCUGCUCACCUCUGGGGUUCCCUGCCCUGCCCCAGGGGCCUCUCAAGUCCCUGGGGCCCUUUGGACGCUUAAGCUGCCCAUCUUCAAAGAUGCAGAGGAGGCCCCGGUGGGGGACCUGAGGGGUGAGAGCUGGGCCUGCAUCCUGAGGGGAGCCUGGGCGCUGAAGACCUCGCACAGAUGCUGCUCUGAGCCAGCAAACCAGGUGGAUGCCCGAGUCCACGAGCCUUCCUCCACAGCAGGUGGUGUCUGUUCCCCGAAUCUUGCCCCAGCCCCUGGCCAGUUCCCACACUGAAGAACCAUCCAGGGCCGCAGUUAUGCUGGUAGUUAGCAUAACUGUGCUGGUUAGGCAGCACUGGGAUGCUAGAUUCUGCUGGAACUCAGGCCCCCCUGCGGAGCCAGGAACAUUCCAGAAAGCCAACAUCCUGGGCCAUGGUGGGAAAGAGUCGAGAGGCGGAAUGAAGCCCGAGUCAGCUGUCUGUGUGACUGUUCCAGAGACAGGCAGCAUUUCGGCCAGGUGUGCUGGCAGGGCAUCCAUCCUCUGGGAGGACAAUCUUAGCAAGGUGCCUUGAACUGGUGGCCUCUGCUCCUUAGAGGGCGUGGUAGCUGCUGUGUGGCUACAAAGUUCUGGGGGUCGCUGCAAGUUGGAGCAGCCUGGAGGUGAGGCCUGCUGACCUUUGGGAGUAACUGUCCCAGCUCAGUGAGCCCAGAAAUGGAAGUUACUGGAUCAUCCGCCAGCCAGCUGGUGAGGAUUAUGGCCACAGGCAGCUGGUAGAUCUCAUGAGUGGCAGAUAUGCUGCCUGUAGUUAAGAAUCUUCAUGGGUACCUGGGACCCCCAACUCUGGGCCUCACAGUCAUCCCACAGCCAUCGUCAGAGCCCAGCUAGGGUGGGGUUUCAGGCUUAUGACUGCCCCCCAUCGCCAUGUCACCCUGCAAGACAGCUGGGUUGUUUGAGCUUUUUGGACCUGGGGUCAGAAUUUUCUGAUUUAAAUGUGGUGGCGGUGGCGGCUUGCUCAGCCUGGCCAUGGUUUUCCCAGCAUCCUUCUGUCCUCCAGACUCAGGGAUUCCCCAGAAUUUUUAUUGUGGGAGCUGCCGGAUAUAGCUGAUGAGCAGUGGGUUGUGCAUUUGACAUGCCAGUGGUGUCAGCAUCUGUCCUUUGAGGAACCAUCAGUAUUGUCAGCUGGGGUAGAGGGCGGGGGCCACAGAGCUUUGAAGAAACCCAUAGCCCAGCUGGGCAUCACUGGACACCCCCUGACAAGUUAAGUGUGCAGGGGCACCCUUCUCUUUUCUGAUUGAUUAUAGAAUGCCAAUUAAAUGUCUUAAGAUGGUCUCUA